AUGAUUGGAUGUGUUGCUGCGCAGUCCAUUAGGGAACCAGCAACUCAAAUGACUCUAAAUACCUUCCAUUUUGCUGGUGUCAGUGCCAAGAAUGUUACCCUUGGAGUUCCCAGAUUGAGAGAGAUAAUUAAUGUCACCAAGAAGAUAAAAACUCCAUCGUUGUCUGUUUACCUAAAGCCUGGGUUGAACAAGACAAAAGAAUUGGCUAAGAGUGUCCAAUGUGCUUUAGAGUACACCACACUAUGCAGUGUGACUCAUGCCACUGAAGUAUGGUAUGAUCCUGAUCCUAUGGGAACCAUCAUUGAAGAGGAUUUGGAAUUUGUCUGGUCAUAUUAUGAAAUGACUGAUGAGGAUAUUGACCCGGAUAAGAUUUCUCCUUAG
Messenger RNA from Miscanthus lutarioriparius, 381 nucleotides. Lineage: Eukaryota; Viridiplantae; Streptophyta; Magnoliopsida; Poales; Poaceae. The record is from the annotation of a GenBank genome assembly.